Messenger RNA from Dromaius novaehollandiae (emu), 1713 nucleotides. RefSeq names its product chromosome 1 CXorf58 homolog (gene C1HXorf58). The coding region runs from base 34 to 1038 and encodes 334 amino acids. The record is from RefSeq and is a predicted model, not a curated record. NCBI's taxonomy places the organism in Eukaryota, Metazoa, Chordata, Aves, Casuariiformes, Dromaiidae. The transcript has 7 exons.
CGGCAACGCGGCGGGGCGGGGCCCGGCUCCGCCAUGUCGGCGGGCCACAGGCCGGCGGCGGCGGCGGCGACGACCAUCCAGCGCGGCUGGCGACGCUACGUGCAGAUGCGGCUCUUCAGGCUGCUGGCGCGGGCGGUGCGCGCCGCGGAACAUUGCAUUACGCAUGAAAUUCUGCGAAGGGUGAGCCCAACAGAAGCUGAGCUGAUAAAAGAUCCUAGCAUGAACUGUAAAGUCAGAUUCAGAUUUGCUGGCCAAGAGUUUCCACCUUUCAUUGUGUUUAAGAUUUUUCGCCACACUCAAGGCAAAGGCAGCAAAUACAUUAGCGGAAAACGAAUAAUAAGUCCAUCAAAUGAGGCAGCAGCUGAUGCUUGCAAGUUAAUGGGAUAUCGGAAAUAUUAUGAACAAAUAGUACAAGAUGAGCUUCAGUACCAAAAGCAAAGGAUAACAGAUGAAACAGAUGUUGCUACAAUGAAAGACUACAUGCAUUAUACCAGUAAUCUGGAUGAAACCCCUGCAUACUUUGGUGGCAGGAAUAAUUGCUGGAGAAGGUUGUCUCUGAAAAAUUUCCCUAGGACAAUGAUAGUGUAUGACAUAAUGGAUUAUGCACAGUCCAGAACAUUGUCAGACAGACUUAAAAAGGAGCUGAAGUUUCUGCUGCUGAGGCCACAGAAUAAAGAGCUUUGGCAUAAUCAACUCAUGACUGUUUCUAAUAUUAGGUCUUCAUUUCCAUGUAAUUCAUCAGUCACCUCUUCGUUUUGCUCUUACCAACCCACUACAGUGUCCAUGCAAUCAACACGUUGCUCUUCUCAAGCUCGACAGAAGACAGCAAAAAUGAAGAGGGCCUAUUUGUGUGAGAAACAAAGAGAGGCACAGAAACUGGAUAUUAAAAGCAGGAAUGACUUCGCUGAACAUCAAGAAGCUACAGUUUCACAAGCUGAAAAGCCUGAGGAUCAAUCUGUUGCAGAUGAAGAAUGGGAACAUGAAGCAGCUAAAUUGUAUACUUGGUCCCAGGCAUUAUCUCUUGAGGAUGUUGGAUAAUUUUCAUCCAUAGCUAAUGUAUAAAUCUUCACAAGUUAUGGCCCUGGAAAAUGACUAAACUUUUUAGUCAUUUGAAUGUUUUUGGUCCUGCUUUGAACAGACUGCAAAUAUAAAAGCAUGGCUUCCUACACGUAUUUAACCAACAAGUUUAGCAAAAUAUAUAGUCAUUGUAAUUGUUUUUCACUGUGGAAAACUAAAAUAAAAACAGCUCUGCACUGCAAAGCUAGGACAAAACUAAAACUGAGCAUGUUUGAUAAUCUGUUAAGGUUCAGAACUUCUGUGAUGUAGGGCUAGUUUAUUAUUUGGGCAUUAGAAAGCUUGUACUAUUUCUUUGGUUACAGUGUUUAGUUUGUUUAACUUAGAGCUCAGCCUUACUCCCCUUGCUUUCAGAGCAUGGUACUGAGCCAAAAUCCAGCUCUUUCAGAAGUCAGCUAAAAAUUUCCACUAAGGUUGUUGAUAAUUUGAUCAGCUCCGAAUAUUAAGAUGGUUUUUUUUUUUUUUUUUUAAAUUAAAAGCUGUAGUUCAGUUAAUUAUCAGCACCUGAUUUUUCUAAUGGCGUAUUUCUUUUCAGUGUUCUGGAUAAUCUGUCAGAAGAAACAGUGAAGGAAAAAACAUUACUUGAUAGUAAGAAACACUUCCAGAUUGAAAUAAAUGAACUCUAAGAAUCACGAAAAA